AUGGCGGCUAUCUGCCCAUGGCCGUGCUUGGAUUCUGCUCCAACAAUUAAGGAGACAAAAUUGAAGAAAUCUUUUGCUCAGAUGCUACAGGAUUCGUGUGAAGUUCAGAUCAAGGAGCUCCCUUCGCCUGUGAUCAAAGGUGAUUCGAUUUACAUCAAAAUCACCCAGGAGGAAUAUGAGAAAGGCCUUGCUGAUUGUCGAAGAAACCUUCACGGACGUGUUUUGUGGAAUAAAGGAGAUCGGCCUCUUACAGCGAAAGAUCUGCGCAUAAAACUAUUUGCUUUUUGGAAGACUUCACAUUCUUGGCAGAUGGUCUCGUUGGGUCGCGGAUUUUAUGAGUUCCAUUUUGAUUCCUUUGAAGAUAUGCGUUUGGCUUGGUCCUCCGGCACGGUGAACUUGAAACCGGGUUUAUUGCGGCUGUCGAAAUGGACUAAUGAUUUUAGCACAUCCAGGCCUAGACAAACACAUGCUCAAGUCUGGAUCAGGCUAAUGGAGCUGCCUCAAGAGUAUUGGAGGCAGAGAACUCUCUUUGAAAUAGCAAGUGCGAUGGGUACGCCGUUAACUUUGGAUGAUUCUACUAAACACCGCACUUUUGGUCAUUACGCACGAAUUUUGGUGGAUAUGGACCUUUCUAGUCGCAUAUUUGACGAAGUCGUGGUGGAAAGGGAAGGCUUUGCCUUAAAGAUUGAAGUGAUUUACGAAAGGUUACCCGACUUUUGCUCGCAUUGUCAAACCAUCGGUCACAAUAUCCACACAUGUAAGUGGUUACAACCAAUGCAGAGUUUGGAAUCGAAGCCCAUUACGAAAGCGAUGCCUGCGGCAAAGGCUAUAAAACAAGAAUAUGUUGCAAAAGCGAGACAAACAGACACGUUUGUUUCGGAGCAUAAGCAGCAAAACCCCUCUAAUACUAGAGUGGCGGAGGCCAAGGUUAUGCAUCAAUAUACUGAUGCAGCUUCGCUUGGUAAUAAUAACGAUAAUACUUCCCCGGUUGUUGUCUCCGAUAACGACUCUUGGGAUGAAGAGAUGGAGAUUGUGGUUGAGCCAAUUGUUACAAAACAUCAUGCGAAAACCAUUGUUACUGACCUGCAUAAUAAUAACAACAAAUCCAUUGCGGCACAACAGGAAAUCUCGGCUGAAGCAAUUUCUGCUUCUGUUCAUGAUGGUCAAGACCUACAAAACAAUAACACUGUUGAUGGCGCGACUGAGAAUAUGAAUAAUAACAAAAAAUUCAUUGUUACUGUACCUGCACAACAAGAAAUAACGGCGGCUGAAACAAUUUCUGAUACUGUUUACGAUGGCCAGGACCCACAAAACAAUAACAAUGUUGACGGCGCGACUGAGAAUGUUGUUAAGCCAAUUGACGAAGUUAUGGAUGGAAAUGUUGAUGAUGCAGAAUUUAUUGCGCCGGAAACUCAACUUACAAGGGUUGUCGAUGAUCAUGAGUUUGAUGAAGUGGUGCAAAAUGAUUUGCAAGUGGUAAAGCAACUUUGGGCGGAUAAUGCAGCAGAGAAUGGUUUUACACCGGUUGACUCUCGACGUCAGAAAAAAAGGAACAAAGCGAGAAGCGCAGGACAACCUUAUAACACCCGUUCUAAGGGUGCUCCCUCUCACAAGUCCUUAUGA
Messenger RNA from Trifolium pratense (red clover), 1623 nucleotides. RefSeq lists its product as uncharacterized. The record is from RefSeq and is a predicted model, not a curated record. The transcript has 3 exons. NCBI's taxonomy places the organism in Eukaryota, Viridiplantae, Streptophyta, Magnoliopsida, Fabales, Fabaceae. Bases 1 to 1623 code for a protein of 540 amino acids.